Messenger RNA from Spodoptera exigua (beet armyworm), 1245 nucleotides. NCBI's taxonomy places the organism in Eukaryota, Metazoa, Arthropoda, Insecta, Lepidoptera, Noctuidae. The record is from the annotation of a GenBank genome assembly.
CUACACUAUUGUCUGUCAGUCAAAUGUGAUUCUGUCUGACUAUCGAUUUAUUGAAUUUUGUGAACAUUUAUUUUUAUUUUCAGUACCUACAUUGAGUUUAUUCUUCUUCUUGUUACUUUGUGUAUUAGCUAAAAUAUAAUGCCGGAAUUCCAUAUAACUGACUCUAUCAUCACACAGCUCAACGCUCAAGAACCAUGGCCGGACAACGUGAAAUUGUUCCAGCCUUACGAGGUGGAACAGAUACUGCUGCCAGACAAUGCCAGCUGUCUGGCUGUACAGGCGUUCUUGAAGAUGUGCAACCUACCAUUUGAAGUAGAGAUGAGAUGGAAUGCAGAGUUCAUGUCACCAUCGGGGCGGGUCCCCUUCAUCAAGUGCGGGGCUUUCGUCGUGUCAGAGUUGGAGCCCAUAGUCCAAUUUGCAGCAAACAAGGGCGUGUCACUCUGCGGGAAAUUAAGCACUGAGGAGAAGGCGGAAAUGAGAGCGUAUAUGAGCCUGAUCACCAAUGUUCUUGUUAAUGCUGAGCUCUACAUAUCCUGGGUGGACAACGAGACAUUUAAUGCAGUCACAAAAGUGAGGAACUCCUCGGUGUACCCCUGGCCGCUAGGAUGGCUGCAGACUAGGGCUAAAAGAAACGCUGUCAUCAAACGGUUGAAGGCCCUGCACUGGUAUGACAAGACCAUCGAUCAAGUUUUGGCUGAUGUGGAACAAUGCUGCAACUCAUUGAGUCAACGGCUAGGCGACAGAGAUUAUUUCUUCGGUAAUUCACCAACAGAACUUGAUGCUCUGGUCUUCGGUCACGUCUUCACAAUCAUCACCACGAGACUUCCAUGCCGCAAGUUGGCAGAAACUGUCCGAAAACACGAGACCCUGGUCGCGCUCGCCAAACGAGUAGACGAGCACUACUUCAAAAGACCAUAGCGUCAAAUUUUCAAGGACAUCUCGACUUCGUUCACCAGUCCUUGAAAUUCCUGUUCCCCUUUUCUAGGUGGCGUAAGGUAGGUGCUUUUUUAGGUUAGUUUUUAAAAGGUUUACAGUCCAUUUGCGUUAAAUUAAAGUAUAAAUCGAAAAGCCAAGAACAUUAAAAGAUUUGGUCACUUCAAGUUCAUACGAUAUUUGCCUUUAUCAGGAGUUUAGACAAAUGUGUUUUGGCAUUUCUGAUCGUUUUUUAUCCAGCUAAAGUGUAGGUAUAUGACUUAAAAUUUAAGGCGAUGGAAGAAAAUGGAUUUCAAACAUCAAUAGUAUGAU